AGUGUAAAAACGAGAGAGCUUAUAUAUAACUAGUCGUUAAAUAUCCCAAUAAAAUGAAGAGAUUUGAAUGUUUUUUUUUUUUCAAUUGCAAGACAUUUUAAAGGGCACUUUGGUCCGAUAAAGCCAUUUUGCUCGAUCAGGCCAUUGAGUUGCACUGAGAGGUUGGCGGUGCCUCCUCCCUCUGCAGGAUCUACGUUACGAUGACGGAGCCAGGUGAUCGACCAUCCGUCAGACCCACAGCGGCUCCGUACGGGAUGCGGAGCGGGCGGGGUCGCUUUUAGCAGUACUGCCUGCUUUUUCUCGCUGUGCAAUGUGAAUUAUGCUGUAGAUCAGACAUCAGUGAACCAUAGUGCCUAUUCGGAAACGCUGAAUACAUGUUAUAAUUAGCAAAAGGCGGACGGAGCGUCGGUCUCCUGCAGUAUGGAUUAGUCCUCUGUCGUCGCGGAGCAUCACAAAAAUCAUCAGUUUUGAAGAUACAUACGGACGGAUUUUUUCCAAUUUUCGGGAGGAUUCAAUGCCUGGAGAAAUAGCGCGGAUAAGGUAUUUGAGAUUUUAUUGACAGGUUGGACGCAGGCUUGUUAUACACACAUAUAAAAUACAUACGAGCGUCUGCGGUUAAUUGGUCCUGUACUCGCCGUAAUCAUGGCAUGGCCCUGUAUCUCCAGGGCUUGCUGCAUGGCCCGCUUCUGGAAUCAGCUGGACAAAGCUGACAUUGCGGUGCCUUUGGUGUUCACUAAAUAUUCGGACGUGGCCGAAAUGCAGCAUCUCCAUGUUCAGCCCCAACAAAAACCCAGUCUCCAGGCGCGAGCGAAUUCAGUCGCCAUAGAAACGCAGCCCGAGCCGGAGUCGGUCGCCAAGCAGCCGACCGCAGCAUCAGCUGCUGCUGCAGCGGAGGAGAGUUCAGGGGCAUCUGUGAUGCGCCAGGAUUUCAAACCCUGGAAAGUGCGUCCCGAGCCAAGCUGCAAGCCCAAGCACGAGUAUCAAGUCUCUGACACCCCCUUUAACAACGAGACACAGUACCAGAAGGAUUUCAAACCAUGGCCUAUUGCGAAGAAAGGGGACCACCCCUGGAUCCCCAAACCGAUCCCCGCAGUCACCGGUCCAGAGGGCCAAGUCACUAACGGUCCCAGGCACCUCCAUGCACCCACAGAGGUCGAAAGUGGAGUGGAGAAAAGUGAAAUUGCAGACAAGGUGACAGAGAAGGAAAUCCUGCAGAGCGAGAGGAAAAAGAAGAGAGUGUCAGAAAAAGUUUCCAUUAAAAAAGUGAGCCUCCAACCAGAGGGACGGACAGGCGAUGCCUUGGCAGAGGACAAAGGGAGGGCGGCUGUGGAUGCAUUGAACAGGCAGAUCAGGCAGGAGGUAGUCACCGGAAGCUCCUACAGGAACGAAUUCAAAGCCUACACAGACGUCAAGCCAGUCAAGGCCAUUCGAGCUAAGUCCCAGUACCAACCGCCUGAUGAGAAGACCAGCCUGGAGACCAGCUAUAGUGCUACCUACAGGGGUGAGCAAGGCCUCUACCAGUCAUCAGACAACAAGGCCAUGGACCGCAGGAGGAUACGUAGUCUGUACAGUGAACCCUACAGGGAGCCCAGUAAGGUGGAGAAGCCUAUCCCUCCACCACGGAAGCCGAAAAAGACAACGGCAGGUGGCGUGAAGCCAGUGAAGAAGGUCAAGGAGAAGCAGGCGGCGUCAGGCGUGCGGGCAACCAAAAAGCGGGCAUCGGAGAAUGAGCCGGAGACCAAACCGGAGGAAGGGGGCAAGGAGAAAAGUAAAGAGAUGAACAACAAACUGGCUGAAGCGAAAGAGUAAAAUCACUGAACUUUUAUUUUUCUUUCUUGGGGAAACGAAGGCUGCAAAAUUGAUUAGAGGGUUCUCAUCGCUUUGUCCAGUGUCUUGGUCCCUUUGUCUCUCUUUCCCCUACCCCCUUCUGUCCCUUUGCCGCAUCUUGGAUUGAUGAGUAUGUAUCGAUAAACGUUACAGCUAAAUGUUCAUGACCACAUAUCCCCGAAGGUGUAAUGAGGGGCUCUAUAUGUCCGCCAUGACACCAGCUCGCUCCUGUACCCAUCACAGCCUCUAUCAUUACACCCAUGGCUUGCGGCCGCUCUUUUAGCCUGCAGACCAUCCUGCCGUGAGAGUCUUGUUGCAUGGAGCUAAAGAGAAACCAAUCUGCUACUGUGCCUCUGCUCAGAUUGGUUUUGUUGUGCUUAUCAAGGUUUGCAGUAAAGCUAAACCAACACUGCAGCCAACUUGGCUCGUUCUAUUAUUGUAUAUCUGUGAUUGGUCAACCAUGUGGUUAACAACAGUGGAAAAACCUUGAUAGCUCAUUAUCCAAGACCACAGUUACCCAAUUCCAGUCCUGGAGGGCCAGAAUCCAACACAGUUUGCAGAUUUCCCUGCUCAAAUACAUCUUAGUCAGCGAAUUACUCGGUUAGUAUGUGUGUUUUAUAAAUCCACAAACUGUGUUGGAUACUGGCCCACCAGGACCGGAAUUGGGGAACCUUGUCUUAGACCAUACUGAACUCAGUUUGGUUGUAUGGCCUGAAUCGCAUCUGCUGAACAGCUUGUACUUGAGGGAGGUGGGGGUCAUCGCUGAAAAGUAUGUGGAGCUGUUUGAGAAGAAUGUCCACCAUUAAAUUGUCAGGUAUAGAUGCGAAGUACUCAAAUGACAUUUAGCCAAACAUCCGUUCCAUAGCUACCCCUGGCAGGACACAUGCUUAAUUAACUUUUCUGAAGGUCGCUCUUGUGGUUAGAUGUAAUUGCGGAUAUCUGGUUUCAUCAAUUUGGUUGCUAGGGAAACAAUGGAGACUCAGUAAUGCGAUUACCUCUGGAUGAUGAUGGCAAAGUCAGCCAGUAGAUGCUGAUGUGAGCAUGACUCGAAAUUCAAGAGUGCUUUGCAGUUAGGAUGGGUAUAAUAAAAUAUGUUGUAAUAUAUGCACAGCUUAAUCCAUUUUUCAUCUCCAAGCUCAAAAUUUUUAGAAAAAUUUCAGUAGGUAGACAAAUUAGAUCUCAGUUAGAUGUUGGUUGAUGGUAGGAAACCAUGUCAUGAGCAGAAGACAUUGGAAGGAGAGAUUGUGUUUGGUUCUUAUCUGAGUGUGACUCGAGUCUCCCCUUUUGAAGGGAGGGUCUCUCAAGGUUGGCUUUCACCAACUAGAUCACGUGAGCGUCCCAUGGGACAUGAUGAGACAGGCAGAUGGAGCACUGUGCCAUGAGAAAUCAGGUUAAUAAGGCUGGAAGCUCUCGAGUUGUACAGAUUUACUUUUGUUAUGCAUAAUUUAUUAUUAUUAUUUUUUGUUCAGACUGUGAAUUGAUUUUCUUAAUGCUUUGUGUUACACUAUACCAAGACCAGUGAAGGUAUUGUAAGGUGGUAAGUUUAUUUUUACCAGUAUGGUAUGAAUCUUUCCUUUGUUUUCUCUGUUUAAUCACUUUUUUUUAUUUUCGCAUGCUUCUGUGUUUUGCUAGCUACUUGUGUCGAAGUGGUCAGAGCCUUCUUAAUCUUUGUUGGAACUGCAUGUGCAAUGAGAUGGCGUUUCAAUUUCACCCCUAUAAGAAGAGAAAGACACGUAAAUUCUGGCUUACUAACGAGAUUCAGUGGCACACAGUUGUACUUUAAUACUUGUUGUACACACAGCUAAUUUGGUGUCCUUCACGAUGCUCUGUAUAAGAUAGUUAUAGCUGUUGAAAUUACAUUAAUUGUAGGGCUUAUGUGUAUAUUUAUGAUGUCCUAUGUAUGGGGAGAAAAUCUGUAACAGAAGAGCAGAUCAAGUGUAGUGAAGUUACAGUAUGGUUAAAGUCCUCUUAAGAUUGCCUACAUUUGUACAGUCGACUCUUACUUUGCUAAAGGCCAUUAGAGGCCGGUCAGUUUAAGAAACAGCUGUUUAAGUAAAAAGCCUUUAUCAUGGACCUGAAACACGAUUGGACAGAACAGCAGAAUUAUCUGUGAAGAGCCUAUUGUGUUCUAGUUGCUUGGAAACCCCGGUUCCACCUCCUUGUCCCUUAAUCCCAUCCGCUUCGGUAGGCAGCCUCUCCAUGCUGAGUUCAGGAGUGUGUGUCUCAUUGUCUGUCAUAUAUCCGAACCCUCCCAGCCAUGCUGUGUGCCCCCUCCCCCCCGACUGGGCAGGGCAUGGACCCCCCCGGGAGGGCGAGGGCCGCCUCAUUAGCAUUUUUGCAGCCUUGAGCUUGCCGCGUAUCACCGGGCUGGCGGGCCCACCGCGCUCCGCAUACCUGAGCGGCUGUCUCCAGACCGUGCUUCCGGCCUGAGGAUGAUCAAACACAAAGGAGGGGGGGUGGGGGGUUGGGAGAAGAAGAAAAAAAAAAAAAAAAACGACAAAAAGUCAUGUAAUCCAGAUACACUUACUGUGACGUGCUUGUGUUAUCUGCUUGCUCGUAUUUAUUGGAAUUAUUAAAUAAAUGCAAACGCAGAACAAAGACUGUCUUUGUUAUUUUUUUAAGGAGGGGUAAUAAAAUAGGCAGGUAACUUCUAUGCUUCAUGCCUGGUGGGGAGUAUAAUCUCCUGGUCUUCUACGCUGGGAAGUCCACAUGGAAGAGAACAUCUAGAAUGGUCUGCUGGCAGAACAUUCUGGCAUACGUCCUUACGCCCUUUGGAAGUGUUCAUAUUGUUUCUCAGUGAGAGCAGGGAAAUAUAUUGUUUGCACUGUGUUAAAUAUAUUUCAUGUUUUUACUGGAGAGCGAUGCAAUAUGAACAUUAAAGGAGGCUUGGGGGUCGAUUCCAGAAUUCAGUGCUUUGUGCUAUAAUAUCAAGAUUAUUAAAAUUAUAUGGGCACUCAUGGAGAGCUACAUCUGCUACAUGCAAAUUUACUGAAUUCACCAUAAUUUAUCACAUGCUGCACAAUGUUGGGGGAAAUCUAAAACGCAGAAUCUAGGUCAAUGCACUGGUCAGGCGACUGUUGAGGUUAACUCAUUUCCAUAACCUGAUGCACUUCCAGGAUUUCACUUUCUAGACAUCUUCUACGUCUGUGAUGCAACUGUUUUGACCUUUGGUUCUUGUCAAUUCUACUGCAUAAAUUGGCAUCUGACUGUUUCACCUAUUUGAUUUGAUUUCUUCAUUUUUUUUGCACAAUGCAGUGAGAAUCGACCUUUCUUUAAUGAGUGACGUUCUGAUUCGUUUGAAGGUUUGUGCUAAAACAGUACCACUACAUACAGCUCUGUCAGCCAAUCCAAGAUAUUGUUUGGGUUCAGACGCUAAGCCAGCAUCUAUGGCGUUGUACCCUAGCCAAAGCAAGAGACCCCAAAGUUGAGGCUUGUGGAUCCAGUCAUCAUCCCCCGAGUGCCUCUGGAGGAGAGCCAGAACAACUGGUGGAGAGAGCCGAGCCACGCCGGGGGGGUGGAGUCGUGCGCUUUGCACCUGACGUGAAAUAGACAUGCUGCGGAACACGCCACGGAACAUGCCGGCGUCCUGCCCCCGGCCGCUAACGGGCGACCGGUUCCACUGCGGGCCUGGAACACGAGAGAAGUGGCUUGUAAAUAUGUCUGCAUACAGAGGCGCUCCUCAAGGGGGGGGGGGGGGGCUGACAGACUGAGAUCUGUGAAAAGGGAUGCGGUCAAAGCCACGUACGCAUGCUUCAGCAGGAUUAGGAAGUGGUCUAAAAUCUCCACUACCAAGAGAAAAGGUGCUAUGUCUCAUUCAUGAUGCGUGUGCCCAUACCAACUACAUAUAUGCAUUAUAUUGUUCAUUUUACAAACGCUAAACCCAUUAAGUGCUUCUUUAGCUAUAUACUGUACAGCGCGACCUGCAAUUGCAAAUAAAUCUAGGCUGAGUAUUGUA
This is a messenger RNA of Brienomyrus brachyistius, 5782 nucleotides long. RefSeq names its product microtubule-associated protein 6a (gene map6a). Gene Ontology annotation, biological process: cytoskeleton-dependent intracellular transport; microtubule cytoskeleton organization; regulation of microtubule cytoskeleton organization. The transcript is spliced from 4 exons. Gene Ontology annotation, molecular function: calmodulin binding; microtubule binding. The coding region runs from base 643 to 1809 and encodes 388 amino acids. Gene Ontology annotation, cellular component: microtubule; Golgi-associated vesicle; cis-Golgi network. NCBI's taxonomy places the organism in Eukaryota, Metazoa, Chordata, Actinopteri, Osteoglossiformes, Mormyridae. The record is from RefSeq and is a predicted model, not a curated record.